AUGGAUCCCGGAAUAUUUGAUCUAGCUUACUCUGCAGAGUUAUUGAAGCAUAUGGAUAAGCAGAAUGAGAUCCUUAUGGAAGCAUAUAGAUCAAUGCUCCAUAAUUCGCAAAAACUUCAGGUCGAAGAAGAAAUGCUUAUGCACAAGCUCUAUGAAGUUAUGUCAGCUCAUGGUCUAACUAAAAAGAGUGAUGGCAAUUCCAAUGCUGUUGAUAAUGUUGGAGCUUUAACUGAAAAUAACAAUAAUGAAGCUGUUGCACACCCCAGUAGUAUAGAAACUCGUAGGCAACAAAGGGAAAUCACUCCUUUUCAAUAUACUUAUAGGAAGAGAUAA
Molecule: messenger RNA, 333 nt
Organism: Arachis duranensis
Lineage: Eukaryota; Viridiplantae; Streptophyta; Magnoliopsida; Fabales; Fabaceae
Exons: 4
Coding region: 1-333 (110 amino acids)
Source: RefSeq, a predicted model, not a curated record